Molecule: messenger RNA, 1403 nt
Organism: Drosophila yakuba
Lineage: Eukaryota; Metazoa; Arthropoda; Insecta; Diptera; Drosophilidae
Product: extensin
Exons: 1
Coding region: 1-1029 (342 amino acids)
Source: RefSeq, a predicted model, not a curated record
AUGCGACUUUCACUGCUGCUCUUCAGUUCGCUUUUCUGCUUGGCUUUUGGUCACAUCAAUGGAACACCGGCGUAUUCACCACCAAAAGCACCACUGCCUCUGCCGCUGCCGGAGAGUUCCAGGCGUGCUCCACCGCCACCACCACCACCACCAAGACCCAUACCCAGACCACCUCCUCCAAGGCCAAUACCCAGACCACCGCCACCCAGGCUAACGCCACGACCUCUCAAACCGACUCCACCGCGAUUUGUUAGACCUCCUACUGCACCACCCUUCAGGAGGCCAACUAUUCCACCACCCAGGCCCACCAGAAGAGUUCCCAUCACAAGGCGACCAACCAGGAGGAUCACAAAGCCACCAGUUACCCGAAGACCCACCGCCAGGCCAACUCGUCCACCUGCAGUGCGAACCACUCGAAAAUUUCUGAUCUGGUCACGGGCACCCACUAGAUUGCUACCGACCAAACCAAACAUAAGGCCCACUCUCUGGACCAGACCUCCAGUGCGUCCUCCAUUGCCAACGGUUCGUCCAACGCGCACAAGAGUUGGUCCCACCCUAUGGACAAGACCUCAUAUAAGAGUCACAGUACGACCCACCCACAGACUCACAAUCAGACCCACAAUCAGACCCACCAUUCGAGCCACUCUAUGGACACGACCUCCAAUAAGACAUUCAAGCCCCACACGAGGAGUCACCAAUAGACCCACCUUAUGGACAAGACGACCCUUAGGAUCCACCUUGGCCACAAGGACUCCAGUUAGAGCUACGAUUCCCACAUUACCGCGAUCCACUUUAUGGACCCGACCUCAAGUUAGAACUACUAGACGACUGACAUUUAUUUUCAACGAACCCACAAAAAAGCUUCCCACACCACGACCAAUUCGAACCACCAGAGCUCCACAUCCGGACAUAACUCGAUCCACAAGAAGUUUGAUAUUCAUAUUUCCCAGGGACACCACCUCUGUAGCUCGACGUCCAAAUUGGACUGUACAUCCAACAGGGCGUACGAGAACUACUUUAGUAGCUUGAAGCCUUUAGGCUUAUAAGCUGGAAUAAAACAUAUAUUAACACAUAUGUAUAUGUAUGUACAUAUGAUCUUUAAGUAUUCUCUGCAAGCGCGCGAUGUUGAAUUUUAUAUAACCAAGAAGUCAGCUAAAUGGCGUAGAUGGCUGGCUCAUUAAAUAUAUUGAAGGACAGAAAGGCAGGCUUUGUAAUAAACUAUCUUUUUAAAAAUAUGACCUCUAUCAAAUCGAAGUCUGUAAAUUCCAAAUCCAAUUUAACUUAAAUACAGCGGGCACCAGACUUUGAAUGCUUUUUCCUAGAGUUAAUUGCACAUAAAUAGUAGUUUAAAGUUGAAUAAAGUGCCGAAUUAGUUUCCAGUUCUGGUUAGAGCCAACUUAAAA